AUGGCGAGCUACUUGCUUGAUCGACCGCCUGACGGCGAAGCAAAGCAUGCCUCAUUCUACCAUGGCCUUCAGAUCGACCGUACCCCCAGAGCAGAAGAAGGCUAUUGCACCAUGUCAAUCUACGACACCAUCGAUGGAGCACUGGUCAAGAAGGAGGUCCAAAUCACGAAGCCUGAGUCCUCCGGAAACGUUUUCUCCAAUUUCGGCAAAUCCAAAGCCCCAAAAGUUCUGUACACUGUAGACACGGACGAUGCGAUGGUCAGACCGCCAAAUUCUGUCACGAGAAUUAUUUGGUAUGAUUACACGGAAGCGCUGGACGUGGCGAUGGUCAAGAUCCUGGGCGCUACUUAUGAUAUCGAUCCACGAUUCUUUGAGGGGCGUAUUUUCGGUGACCAUUGCGACGAGUAUGACGAUAAAUAUAAGCGGCCAUUACUAUUGAAACAACCAUUUUUCCCGCUUGAGUUUCCAGACUUUGAAACACGUGUAGCAGCUAUUUUCUACAGAGAAGCCGCGGAUGUAAAUGGUGUUAGCAAGAAUACGGUGAUCGUCCUGUGCCGGUUGCAUCGCCCUGCAUAUUAUGACAUAGAUAUGAAUCUCAUCAGACUCGGUAUAAUCGCGUUUAAUGAGACUUUGGAGACGAUGACCAGAGAAGAUAUCAUCCAAGCAGAUUCUAAUCCGUUCAGAUUUCUGCAUCCUUAUCUUGAAGAGUGGACAACACGAAGAGGACUCGGUUUUCAUGAGUUCAUAUCGCGCCAGACAGAUUCUUUUAGAGCCCGACCAGCUGGAGGGUUGAUGCUUCAACGUUAUAGUAAUGAGUCUCAACAAAAUAAGCUUGAUAAAUCAAUCAUCACAGCCUUGGACUGUCAGCUGUGGCUACAUAGCCUGUCCAAUAUUCUUAAAAGCAUUAGCCGAUUUGAGGAAAAUUCGGCAAAUCCUAGCGACAUAGUUCUCACUUUAAAAGAGCUUGUUGACCUCGUGCACAUUAUUAGAAAUUGGAAUCGAGAAAUACUUGAAUUGAUAAGAGACGAGCUAAACCGCGAGGUCGGUAACCUUUCUAUUCAAGAAUCCAAAAAGUCCAUCGAGCAAGCAAUCAGUGUAAAACGACUCACCCAGCUAGCCUUCGUAUUCAUCCCUCUCUCCUUCGUCACCUCAUUCUUCGGAAUGAAUAUCGAAGAACUCAGCUCCACCAAUAUCAAACUUUGGAUGUUUUAUGCCACCUCUGUUGGUCUCACAGUGGUAGUACUAAUAACUCUGGGAAUAUUCUCGGGGAAGUUCCUCGACAUGUGGAACAAUAGUAGUCUUCGUCGGAAACUCGAAGAACGCCGAGAGUUUACAGACACGGGCUCAACGAUGUCAACAAGAUCACCGAUUUCAGGGUCGUUUUGA
Glarea lozoyensis ATCC 20868 is the source of this 1386-nucleotide messenger RNA. RefSeq names its product Magnesium transport protein CorA, transmembrane region. The record is from RefSeq and is a predicted model, not a curated record. Lineage: Eukaryota; Fungi; Ascomycota; Leotiomycetes; Helotiales; Helotiaceae. Gene Ontology annotation, cellular component: membrane. The transcript is spliced from 3 exons. Gene Ontology annotation, molecular function: metal ion transmembrane transporter activity. Gene Ontology annotation, biological process: transmembrane transport; metal ion transport. The coding region runs from base 1 to 1386 and encodes 461 amino acids.